AUGUACAUCAAACGAAUCAUUAUCCAAGGUUUCAAAACUUAUAAGAACCGGACAGUUAUCGAUUUACUUUCUCCUCAUCAUAAUGUUGUUGUUGGUCGUAAUGGGUCUGGGAAAUCAAAUUUCUUUGCUGCAAUUAGAUUUGUAUUAAGUGACGCUUAUACCCAUAUGAAUAGAGAAGAGCGUCAAGGGCUAAUUCAUGAAGGCUCGGGAACUGUUAUGUCUGCAUAUGUUGAAAUUAUUUUUGAUAAUAUUGAUGGAAGAUUCCCAAUUAAUAAACCAGAGAUUUCAAUUAGAAGAACAAUUGGGUUAAAGAAAGAUGAUUAUUCACUUGACGGAAAAUCAGCUACUCGUUCUGAUAUAAUGAAUUUGUUAGAAAGUGCAGGUUUCCUGAGAUCCAAUCCUUAUUAUAUUGUACCCCAGGGUAGAAUUACUAGUUUAACUAAUUCUAAAGAUCAUGAAAGAUUAGCUUUGUUAAAAGAAGUCAGUGGUGCCACAGUUUUUGAAAAUAAAUUAAAGGAAUCAAUGAAAGAAAUGAAUCAAUCUGAUUUGAAAAAGCUGAGAAUUGAUGAAACUUUGGAAAGUAUUGCUAGUAGAUUAUCUGAUUUACAAAUUGAAAGUGAUGAUUUAAAAGAUUUUCAAACUUUUGAAAAACAAAAGAAAAUAUUGGAAUAUAAUAUUUUUAGAAGAGAAGAUGAUGAAUUAGUUGCAGCUAUCGAAGAUCUUGAAUUUCAAUAUGCACAUUUGGUUGAAAAUUCCCAGAAUGAUAUCAAUCGUUUGCAAACAAGAGAAAAAUUAUGUGUUCAAUUAGAAGAUAAUAUAAAAGACUUGAAGACCUCUUUGAAAGUUACUGCCAUGGAGAAAGAACAAACUGAUUUGGAUCUUAACCAAUUGUUGCAAGCUAUUGCAGAUAAGCAAAUCAAAUUGAAUGAACUACGUAACAGCGGAGAAGUCUCCCUGGAAAAGCAAGAUGUUAUCAAAGGUCAAAUUGAACGUUUUGAAUCCCUAAUUAGGCAACAUGAAUCUAAAAUCUCAAAAUCAAGACCUCGAUUACUCAAAUUACAAGAACAAGAAUCACAAUUGAAACAAAAGCUUCUCGAGGCAACUUCUAAACAAAGAGCAAUUUAUGCCAAACAAACUAGAUUCCUGCAAUUCAAAACUAAGAAAAAUAGAGAUUCAUGGCUUUCUAAAGAAAUUUCCAAUUUGAAGAAAGCAAUUCAAGAAAAGGAUCAAGAUAUUCAUCAAAUCACCAAUGACCUCAAAGCUCGUCAACAUACUCUUGAAGACCUUUCUGAUCAAAUCGAAACCCUCAAUCAAAAAUUAAAUGAUGAGACUUAUAUUCAAUCCGUUGCUGAAUUAAAAACAAAGAUUGCUGAGCAUAAAUCACAAAUUACUAAUUUGACAGAUGAAAGAAAAAUCCUUUGGAGGGAUGAAAUUAGAUUAAAGAGUGUCUUCGAUUCCAUCACUAAUGAUUUAAACAAUGCUACUGAUCUUGUUAAUCAAACUAUGGAUCGUGCACAAGCUCAAGGUAUCGCCGCCGUUAAAACUAUUGUUGAAAAGCUCAAUCUUGGAAACAAAGUCUUUGGAACAGUUGCGGAAUUGUUCAAUGUUAAUGAUAAAUAUAAAACUGCUGCUGAAGUAAUCGCCGGUAAUUCUUUGUUUCAUAUUGUGGUAGAUACAGAUGCCACUGCGGCGCUAAUUAUGGAAGAAUUACAUAGAACAAAAGGUGGACGAGUCACAUUUAUGCCCUUGAAUAGAAUCCUGGUCAAUGAUAUUGAAUAUCCUGAUGCAAAUGAAUUUCAAUGUAUCCCGUUAAUUUCAAGAUUACGUCAUGAUGAAAAUGUGAGCAAAGCUAUUAAACAAGUAUUUGGAAAAGCUAUUGUAGUAAGUGAAUUAUCAAGGGGAAGUGAGUUAGCCAGGAGGUUUAAUUUGAAUGCAAUUACUUUAGAUGGUGAUAGAGUUGAUACCAAAGGGGUCUUAUCUGGUGGUUAUCGUGACUAUAAGAAUUCGAGAAUUGAUGCUUUGAAGAUUCAAACUAAAAAGAGAAAGGAAUUGAAAAAGACAGAAGAAGAUUUGAUUAAAACAAGAAAUGAAAUUGAAGGCAUAAAUCAAAAAUUAACUAGUUUGAAUAAUGAAUUACAAUUAAAUGUUAGAGAUUUGGAUAAAAAGAAUAGUGAAAGAGAACCAAUUAAGAUCCAAUUAUCUCAAAUAACAAAUAAAAAGUUCCAUUUGGAACAAGAAUUAAGUUCAUUGAAGUACAAUUUGGAAACUCUUAAUACUAGUAAGAAUUCAUUGUCAAUUAAUUUGAAGCAACAUGAACAGGAGCUAGACUCCGGGUUCACUCAAGUCUUAUCUCAAGAAGAAUUGCAAUCUUUGGAGAACUUAACUUCUGAAAUAAGUGAAAUUGAAGGUAAAUUGGACAAAGUCGUCACUGAGGCUGCUGAAUUGGAAUCCACGAUUGCUGAAAUCGAAUCUGAAUUGACCAAUAGUUAUCAACCUAAAUUAGCUAAACUCCAGCAAGAUCAAUUGCAACUAGGUUCGAGGUCAAUGCAUGAUUUAGAAACCAAUGAAUUGGAGCAAGAAGUUGAACACUUACAAAUCCAACUAGAUACUGCACAAUCACGUAACCAAGACGCCACAGAUAAGUUCAAUCAAUUAAAUGAUGAAAUACAAAGAAGUGAAGCAGAAUUGCAAAAGUCAAAUGAGCAACAAAUCUUACUUAUGAAAAAAUUGGAGAAAUCCUCAAAGGAUACAAAUAAAGUUCUUAGUGCCAAAGCAUUGAAGGUCAAUCAAAGAGAAGCGGUUGGGAAGAAGAUGGCCGAAUUGGGUGCUUUGCCUGAAGAAGCAUUCCGAGCUGAAAAGUAUGAUCGUUUCAAGACGUCUGAGUUAAUUCAACAAUUGAAUGAAGCUAAUGAGGAAUUGUCUAAGUAUUCUCAUAUUAAUAAGAAAGCUAUGGAACAGUAUAAUACUUUCACUAAACAGCGAGAUGAAUUGGUUUCCAGAAGAACGGAAUUGGAAACUUCAAGAGAAGCAAUUGAGAGCUUGAUCAGGAAUUUGCAACAACAAAAAGAUGAUGCUAUUAAGAAAAGUUUCAAACAAGUAUCCAAAGCUUUCCAUGAGAUCUUUGAGAAGUUGGUUCCUCAAGGUGUUGGUAAUUUAAUUAUGCAAAGAAAAGAUGAAGACCAAUCUCAAGCUGGUGAUAGGGAUGAAUCUGCUUCUGAAUCAGAAAUUCAAGAGUCUAUAGAGAAUUACACUGGGGUUUCUAUUUCGGUGUCAUUCAAUUCAAGACAUGAUGAGCAACAACGUAUUGAACAAUUAUCGGGAGGUCAAAAGUCGCUUUGUGCAAUUGCUUUAAUUUUUGCUAUUCAAAAUUGUGACCCUGCACCAUUUUAUUUAUUUGAUGAAAUUGAUGCUAAUUUAGAUACUCAAUAUCGUACUGCCGUUGCAUCGUUGAUUAAAUCACUUGCUCUGAAUGCGCAAUUUAUCUGUACCACGUUCAGACCAGAAAUGUUGCAGGUUGCUGAUAAGUUCUAUGGAGUUAUGUUUAGUAAUAAGGUGAGUACAGUUUCAGAGAUUAAUAAGGAUGAGGCUAUGUCAUUUGUCGAAGGACAACAACAUAGAUAA
Molecule: messenger RNA, 3621 nt
Organism: Hemisphaericaspora subhashii
Lineage: Eukaryota; Fungi; Ascomycota; Pichiomycetes; Serinales; Debaryomycetaceae
Gene: SMC3
Product: cohesin subunit
Exons: 1
Coding region: 1-3621 (1206 amino acids)
Biological process (GO): mitotic sister chromatid cohesion
Cellular component (GO): chromosome
Molecular function (GO): double-stranded DNA binding; cohesin loader activity; ATP hydrolysis activity
Source: RefSeq, a predicted model, not a curated record